AUGAGCGUCCUCAGCGAGCCGCAGCAGGCCUCGGCCGGCGAGCCUGCUUCUUGGUCGUCGCUCAAUGCUUUGUUUGCUGACCGCGCCAAGAACAUGCGAGACACGGUCUUUCUCUGUGUUCCCAAAUCCAGUUCCACGGUUUCCGAUGCUGCUUUUGCCUACGACGAGUACACCUUCGGCCAAGUAGACAACCUUGCCAACGAUCUUGCUGCAUCGUAUGCAACUAACCUGCCUCCCAAGCAACCAGGCGUCCCGACUCGAGUUGUUGCUCUCUUUGCACCCAGCGGCUUCGACUACGUCAUCCACAUCCUUGCGCUGUUCCGCCUUGGACACACAGCCAUCUACCUGUCUACCAACAACUCAACGGCUGCUCUCGCUCAUCUCGUCAAGGUGACGUCGGCACAGAAUGUCCUGUACAGCUCGGACAAGGCAAAGGCUGCCGCGAGCCUCAAGUCUUUGUUGCACGAGCAGGGUCUUGCUUCCGUCGAGCUGCAGCAGUGGACGACGGUUGCUGAAGCUGUUCAACACUCUCUCGCCAGCAAGAUGGACCCAAGCUUGUACACCUCAGCUCUCAGGUACGAACAAGAGAGUGGCCAAACCGCAUUCUGUAUCCAUUCUAGCGGGUCCACCGGCUUUCCUAAGCCAAACUUCUACACCCAUGGACACACGGCCAGGAGCCUCAAAGGCAGUUCAUCCUUUAUGAACGGAAACACCUUCACGACGCUUCCGCUCUUCCAUAUGUAUGGUCACCACAUGCUCUGGGUAUCUGUUCACAACGGCAAGAAGAUCUUUUUGUACGACGGUCGCCUUUCUGCUGAUCUAUUGGUCCAAGCUGUCCAUGCAAGCGACGCCAAGAUCUUGGCCUUGGUGCCUUACGUUCUCAAGCUUCUCGCGGAAUCUGAAAGCGGUCUCCGUGCUUUCCAGGACGUUGCGCUCGUGUUUUCGGGCGGCUCGGCGUGCCCAAGCGAGAUCGGCAACAAGCUCGUUUACGAUCACAACGUUCCUCUGCUGACCGGCUACGGCUCCUCCGAAGCUGGAUCUCUCAUGUCCAGCUUCCGCGACCUUGCAAACGACAAGGAAUGGGAGUACAUGCGACCAUAUCCUCCCUGCAAGCAAUUCAUGAAGUUCGAAAACAGAGGAACGGAAGCUUCGGGUCCCUUUGAGCUCAUCGUUCAAGCUGGGUGUCCGAGUCUGAUUGCGACCAAUCGCCCCGAUGGUUCCUAUGCGACCAAGGAUCUCUUCGUCCCUCAUCCGACCAAGCCGGAUUCCUACAAGUACAUCGGUCGUGCAGACGACACCUUGGUUCAUUACAACGGCGAAAAAACCAAUCCAGUUCCCAUGGAGCUUGCCAUUCGAGCUUCGCAAUACGUAGCCGACUGCCUCGUCUUUGGUGCAGGCCGUUCGCAGACCGGCGUGCUCGUCGUUCCGUCUGAGGUGGCGCUGCAAGAGGCUCGCGUCCAAGCUGGUUCCGACGCAGACAAAGAGGAGCUCCUGCACCAGCAGAUGAACGAACUCGUUUGGACGGCAGUCGAGGCUGGCAACAAAGAGGCACCUUCACAUUCAAAGAUUGUUCCCGAGCUUGUCAAACUGCUGCCUCUAGGGACCAAAUUCCCGUCCGCAGACAAGGGCUCCGUCAUUCGCGCCAAAGCAGUGAAGGCCUUUGAGCACGAAAUCGAUCAGGUGUACGCCGACUACGAGGCUGGCAGUAGCGACGCUACAGACACGCCAAAGAAUGCACUGCAUGACCUGGAUACAAGCAUCACAGUCGCAGCGCACGCAGUGUCCGAGGUGACAGGAACACCUGCUGUCGAGUUGCAGACCAAGCUGAACGAGGCCGACUUGAUAGAACUUGGCAUCGACUCGUUGAAGGCUGCGCGCAUUCGCAAUCUGUUGCAAAAGAGGGUGAAACUAGCCUCUGACCUUCCCUUCAACCUGGUCUUCGAACACCCCACCAUUACAGCGCUCGCUGGAUUCCUGCUCAAACAGAGCCUUGGCGAGACGAACAACAAGAGCGAUCACGAGCAGGCAGAGAUCAGCAGUGUCGAUGCGCUUCUCGACGAGUUCAAGAGCCAGAUCAAGAAGAGAGAUGUUGAACCCCAGAACGCUGCCGCUAAGCACACGGUGGUGUUAACCGGCUCAACCGGCUCGCUAGGAGCUCACAUUCUCCACCAGCUCGCACACAUCGAACUUGUCGAAAGCGUCAUCUGCUUGAACCGUGCCAAGGAUGACGAGGAUGCGCGAAAGAGGACCGAGGAAUCCCUGUUGAUCCGCAACCUGGGAAAGCUGGAAGAACUCGCUUCGUCGAGCAACACUUCGAUUUUGUGCCUUGCCUCGGAUCUCGCCAAGCCCAACCUCGGCCUUUCGCCUGCUUCGUGGAGGCUGGUAUCAGGCAAGACCACCUGUGUCAUUCACAACGGCUGGCCAGUCAACUUCAAUAUGUCUGUCCAGUCGUUCCGCGGUGCAAUCCAGGGUUCAGUCAACCUGAUCAAUCUAGUGGCUCAGACGCCAGCGACCACGACGCCUCGCUUCAUCUUCUCGUCUUCAAUCUCCGCCAUUAUGGGCAAGGCUGCUCCUCAAGUUGAUGAGCAGUAUCCAGACCGCGUCACAGACGCCAUCCAGAUGGGCUACGGUCGCUCGAAAUGGAUUGUAGAAAAGCUGUGCAGCUAUGCUCAAGAGCAUGUCGGUGGCGGCUUUGACGCCGUGGUCGCUCGUAUUGGACAGAUGGUGGGAGAUCGUCAAUCUGGAAUCUGGAACGAGACCGAGGCAGCGCCGCUGAUGCUCAAGUCGGCUCAGACUGUCGGUUGUCUCCCAGGCUUGGAAGAUCCGGUCUACUGGCAGCCGGUCGACGACUCCGGCUUCAUCGUGGCGCAUCUGGUGGUGCCAGCCCGACUCGAGGGUGUGGUGCACGUGCUCAAUCCGUCAGCGACCCCGUACAACCAGGUGAUCGAGCAUCUGGCCAAGCCAGAGAACCUCGGCAACUCGUUCAAUGUUGUCGAGCCCACAGAAUGGGUCCGCCGUCUGUCCGAGUCGGAUCCGGACCCGCAGCGCAACCCGACCAUCAAGCUGCUCGACCACUAUCGAGCUAGCUACGGCAAGCCGCGGGUAAACGGCGUUGCAACAGACGACAAGCAGUCAGCGCAGCAGAAAGUCUUUAGCACUGAUCGCCUGCGUUCAGUCUUCAGACAGCUGGGCCUGCAGCGUGAGCUCGAUUCAAAGCUCGUGCCCGUCGAUGCCAAUUUGAUCAACAGCAUUGUUGCUACGUGGAAACGCACGGGUUUCUUAAAGUGA
Sporisorium graminicola is the source of this 3288-nucleotide messenger RNA. RefSeq lists its product as uncharacterized. The transcript has a single exon. Bases 1 to 3288 code for a protein of 1095 amino acids. Gene Ontology annotation, molecular function: phosphopantetheine binding. The record is from RefSeq and is a predicted model, not a curated record. NCBI's taxonomy places the organism in Eukaryota, Fungi, Basidiomycota, Ustilaginomycetes, Ustilaginales, Ustilaginaceae.